AUGGCCCACCCACUUUCCAGCAUAUCGGAGAAACCCCCAUCCAGUCCAGGAUGGAAAGGUAGCGAACAACAAUUCGACGGAGAAGCUGCGCAUCAAGUCCUGUCUGCGAAUUCCACAGAGAGGAUCGAUGAACGUGUCGUUACGGAAUACCCUGAAGGGGGCUGGGAGGGCUGGAAAGUAGUACUGGGAAGCUGGAUGGCCUUGUUUGGAUCCAUGUCCUUCAUGAAUAGUAUUGGAACAUUCCAGACAUACCUCCUGCGGAACCAGCUCAGCAACCACAGUCCCGAAGCCGUGGGCUGGAUCUUUGGCGUCUACAAUGGUCUGACGUUUCUUCUUGGUAUUCAAGCGGGGCCCAUCUUCGAUGCAAGGGGUCCCCGUGGGCUGAUCUGCUGUGGAGGUGUUCUGACGGUUCUAUACCUCAUGUUGCUGGGAAUUUGUACAGAGUACUGGCAUUUCAUGCUCGUGUAUGGUGUUUUGGGAGGCAUUAGUCUCUCGCUCAUAUUUGGCCCAGCCAUUGCCAUUGUUGCCCACUACUUCGACGCCAGACGUGGACUCGCCACCGGAAUAGCAUCAUCCGGGGGCGCUGUUGGAGGUGUUGUAUUUCCCUUGAUGCUCCAGAGACUGUUUGACACAGUUGGUUUUGCUUGGGCAACCCGGAUUGCGGGGCUUGUGUGUGUUGUUACCUUUUUGCUUGCAGGAAUUCUUGUUAGUCCUCGCUUCGCCCCAAAGCAGUUAACUCUGUCGACUGUGCGUCCUGAUUUAUCUGUCUUUCGACAAGGCGGCUUGACCUUGACAAGCUUUGGCGUCUUCUUCCUUGAGUGGGGUCUGUUCAUUCCUUUUACCUAUCUCCCAUCUUAUGCACUUGAUCACGGGAGCUCGGCAGGCUUUUCUUAUAUGCUCCUCUCGUUGAUCAAUGCCGCCGGGAUAUUUGGUCGAUGGGUUCCGGGUUUCUAUGCCGAUCGGCUAGGAAGAUUUAACAUGCUCAUUAUCACUGUUCUCGGCUGUUUUCUCAGCAUCUUGUGCUUGUGGCUACCGACCAAGUCGAGCGAGCCACUAAUGGUUAUCUUUGCCUUGGUUUUUGGGUUCUUCAGUGGUAGUAACGUCAGCCUAGCUCCGUAUGCUCACCGGGACCGCAUUGGGUGGCAAAUUCAUAAAGCUUUGUAA
Penicillium coprophilum is the source of this 1164-nucleotide messenger RNA. RefSeq lists its product as uncharacterized. The transcript has 2 exons. Gene Ontology annotation, molecular function: transmembrane transporter activity. NCBI's taxonomy places the organism in Eukaryota, Fungi, Ascomycota, Eurotiomycetes, Eurotiales, Aspergillaceae. The record is from RefSeq and is a predicted model, not a curated record. Gene Ontology annotation, cellular component: fungal-type vacuole membrane. Bases 1 to 1164 code for a protein of 387 amino acids. Gene Ontology annotation, biological process: transmembrane transport.